Molecule: messenger RNA, 1449 nt
Organism: Egretta garzetta (little egret)
Lineage: Eukaryota; Metazoa; Chordata; Aves; Pelecaniformes; Ardeidae
Product: zinc finger and BTB domain-containing protein 8A
Exons: 3
Coding region: 1-1443 (480 amino acids)
Biological process (GO): regulation of transcription by RNA polymerase II
Molecular function (GO): RNA polymerase II cis-regulatory region sequence-specific DNA binding; protein binding; DNA-binding transcription factor activity, RNA polymerase II-specific
Source: RefSeq, a predicted model, not a curated record
AUGGAGAUUUCUUCUCACCAGUUUCACCUCUUGCAGCAACUGAAUGAGCAGCGCAGGCAGGACUUGUUCUGUGACUGCAAUAUCCUGGUGGAGGGCAAGGUCUUCAAAGCCCAUCGCAAUGUGCUGUUUGCCAGCAGCGGCUAUUUCAAAAUGCUCCUUUCGCAGAGCUCGAAGGAGACGAGUCAGCCGACAACAGCGACUUUCCAGGCAUUUUCUCCUGACACGUUUACAGUUAUUCUAGAUUUUGUGUAUUCAGGCAAACUGUCUCUCACUGGUCAGAAUGUCAUCGAAGUCAUGUCGGCCGCUAGCUAUCUGCAGAUGACCGAUGUUAUCAGCGUGUGUAAAACGUUCAUUAAGUCGUCGCUGGACAUCAGCGAGAAGGAGAAGGAUCGCUACUUCAGUCUGUCAGACAAAGAUGUAAAUUCAAACGGCGUGGACCGGUCCUGCUUGUACAGCGCAGGCUGGAGGGGAGAAAGCAGCCCCCCGCAUUCGCACUUAAGCCCAGACCAAGGGUCCUGUAUGAUGGGUGGAAACGCUUGGAGCAAUUUCAGUUACUAUCCGACUUCUCAGAGAAAUGCCCAGCAACAGCUGUCCAAACACGAGCAAAGGCAGGAUUCCAUAAAGAAAUCCCGGCACCUGGGACUGCAGCAACCCUCUGACAUUCCUCACUAUAAAUCAAGCAAACUGGAGGACAGGGCCGCCGAGCCCACUGGCCAUAUCGCUCCGUCUGAGGAGCAAGUUCAGAUUGAAACAGAAGUUGAAUCCCCUCACGUGGGAUACCAGUACGGCCAAGGGUCUGAGGUGAUACCGAGGAGCUUGGCUGUGCCGCAGCAGGAGCACGAAUCGCCCCGUUCUUCCAGUAAAUCGAAGUCUUCAAAAGCAGACGAGCAGUACGCGAGCAUGCCCUCCAUUCUAGGCGUCAUGGGAAGCUGGGCUGAAGAUGAUCUGCCCAGGAUGAGGUUCAAGUGCCCGUUCUGCACGCACGUGGUGAAAAGAAAAGCAGAUCUGAAGCGUCACCUUCGCUGUCACACGGGAGAGCGCCCUUACCCUUGUGAGGCAUGUGGGAAAAGAUUUAGCAGGCUAGAUCACCUAAGUAGCCAUUUUCGAACAAUUCAUCAGGCUUGUAAGCCUAUCUGCAGAAAGUGUAAGCGCCACGUGACUGAGCUAACGGGACAAGUGGUCCAAGAGGGGACAAGACGUUACAGACUCUGUAAUGAGUGUUUGGCUGAAGCUGGCAUAGACAGUAUUCGCAUUGACUUGGAGGCUGAAGCACCCCUUGAAUUUCCACAAGAUGGGGAUAAGGAUUCCAGGUGGCACUAUGGGGAAGACAACAGAUCUGACGUGGAGAUUGUGGAGGAUGGGUCAACCGACUUGGUCAUUCAGCAAGUUGAUGACAGCGAGGAUGAAGCAGACGAAAAGGAAGUAAAACCAAAUAUUAGGUAGUUGCAA